UCAUAUGGCCCAGUUAUCACGCCACCAGCAAAUCAGCAAAUAGCCUGCUUCACUCAUCAGCUCAGCGUCGUCUGCUCUGAAGGGUACGUGUUUACCGGCAUUAUUCAGUUCGCGAAAGGACACGUCUGGAUUAUAAGCAUUUCGGCUAGAGAAAGGUGGACAAAGAACUGAAUAAUUAUGGCACCAAAGACGCCAGUUGUGGAUGUGGCAUCACCAGAAGGGUUGGAAGAUGAGGUAGAACCAGUCAUCACUGAAGAAACACAGACUCAGAAACGCCCUCCUCGUGUCAUUGUUUGGCGCAAUGUCAUUCUGUUUAUGUUUCUUCAUCUAGGUGCUCUUUAUGGGAUUUAUGUUAUUCCCCAGGCGCAUCCACUUACAUGGCUGUGGACUUGUGUGAUGUAUGUAAUGUCAGGACUGGGCAUUACAGCUGGAGCUCACAGGCUAUGGUCACAUCGUUCCUACAAAGCCAAGCUUCCCAUGAGAAUGAUUUUGGCCAUUUUUAACUCUAUGGCUUUUCAGAAUGAUGUCUUUGAAUGGGCGAGAGACCACCGAGCUCACCACAAGUAUUCUGAGACGGAUGCUGAUCCACAUAAUGCAAAACGAGGAUUUUUCUUUGCCCACAUGGGGUGGCUGCUUCUUCGAAAGCAUCCUGACGUUAGAGAAAAAGGAAGAAGCCUUGAUCUUUCAGAUUUGUAUGCUGACCCCGUGGUCAUGUUUCAGCGGAAGUACUACAAGACGUCGGUGCUUUUGUGCUGCUUUAUAUUGCCUACAUUUGUACCUGUCUACUUCUGGGGAGAGAGCUUGUCCGUUGCAUUCUACCUGCCGGCUGUUCUGCGCUAUGCCCUUGUCCUGAAUGCAACCUGGCUCGUAAACAGUGCUGCACACAUGUGGGGGAAUAAGCCAUAUGAUAAGAAUAUCAAUCCAGCUCAGAACCUAAUGGUUGCAUUCAGCGCUGUGGGUGAAGGCUUCCACAACUAUCAUCAUGUCUUCCCACACGAUUAUUCUACCAGUGAGUAUGGAUGGCAUUUCAACAUCACAACAAUGUUUAUUGACUUUAUGUCAUUAUUUGGUCAGGCAUAUGAUCGUCGCCGUAUUCCCACCAAAGUUGUGGUACAGCGCAAAGCCCGCACAGGUGAUGGUACUAAUUAAAAUUUGUAUUUUCGGUCUGAUGCAUUGUGCAGGACUAAUCUGGAUGGGUAUUCUUUUUGGGUAUUUUAAAACAAUGUCCAAAGUAAGAGUUUGAAAAAUAUUUAAGAAGUGAUUAAAGAUUGUUUUGGUACAAGAUAAGUUUGUGAAUGAUGUGCAACAAUUCAGAAUCUUUCUAUUCUAUCUUAACAGCAUGCUUUAGAUUUAGUAUUUGUUUUGUUUCAUGUAAAAGUCAAUAGUGGACAACAACAGUGUUGCAAAGCUGUACUUAGCUUGUUUAAAGCUACAUUUUUUCACAUCCUUGCUUCUUGCAGGUGUAAUAAUUUAUUUCUAUUGCACAAACAUUUUGAUAUUAAAGGGUGGCCACUUUACAAAUGCAAAAUCUCUCAUUUAAAUCAUGAAAAAAUGGAACAAAAUGCCCAGAAAUUUAGAAGAGAACACUUAAAUGGUUCUACCAUUAAUACUCAAGCUCAUGGUAAGUAAAUUUGAGUAUUUUUAAAGACACGUGCAAUUUCAAUAAAAAUGAUGGCACUUACAUCUUUGUGGUAGGAACUUAAUUCAUUCAAAUCUUUGACACCUCCCAUCCCCUCUGGAUUUAUAAAUUGUUCAUUGUUUACCCAUGGAUUAUAAAUGUCUGCAUUCUGAGGACUAGUGGAUAUGUUUAGGACAUGUAUGAAAGAGCUUGCCCAUCGAUGAAUCGGUGAGUAGGGAAAGCUUUAGGCAUGUCUCCACAAAAAAAAAAAAAAGUAAAUUGAAACGCUGAACUACUUGAUCUUAAUCAAAUAUUGUUUUAAAAAAUUUGAAAUUGUAAAUGUCAUUAGCUGCUUCACCUCUUUCAACAAGCCUUGUAUAGUAUAGAAUUUAAUACACAAUUUAAAAAAGUGCUUUAGAUGGCUGCUUAUUGCAUAUUACAAAUGAUCAUUUAUAUAAGAGCAUUUUAUAAGCUAAGUUGUGGAAGAUUUACUCAACCAGAAAGUUUUUUUCAGUUCAUAUGAGUCUUGCAAGUGCAGGUUGUUUCAGUAGGCAUGAACUUUCAGAAAAUAACUCUUUAAUGUCCAUGUUUAGUGAUCAUUGUUAAGGCACAAAAUUUCCAUGAGCUAAUAUAAGCUCUGCAGUGCUUUGAGAGCUGUACAUCCACAUUAUGUCUCAACAUUUUUUUAAAUUCCAUCUUGUGGGAGCUGGUGAUGAGGCAAAAGGAACCAGUUUCAAGAUUAAUACCAGAGAUUAUCUUAAAGAUCAACUAUGAGUUUGUAGAUUAUGUUGAUGCUACUGUAGUGCAGUUGUAAAAGGGAAUGAAUGGUCUGUACUACAUCCUAUACCACCAUUUCAGUAUUAAGAAAUGUUCACCAAAACAAUUGAAUGCUGGUAUCAUAAAAAUUAAGUGGCGAAAUGCCAUUGUUUGGUCAAAUGACUGGCAUUGUAGAAUUAGAAAAAAUUUUUUGUAUAGUUAUUGUCGGGAUUAUAAUCCAGUUUGAAAGUGUGGAGGCAAAAAAAAAAAAACCAAAAUAUUUCUAAACCAAAAAAAGGUAGAUGAACAGUGGAUGCAUUGUUUUCAAGCCUUAAAUGAUUUGGUUAUGAAUGUGUAGUUAAUGUUUGCUAAACAGCACAUUAAUAUGCUAAGAGAUUGAUGAUACAUAUUCUUGAUUGUUUAUAUUAUUUUAUUCUCUUCUUGCCCAUUUAAAAAUAUAUGUGAAGAAUGAUUUGUGAAAUUGAGAUAAAAGAGGUUACAUAUAUAGUUUUUUUUAUUAUUAUUAAUUUAAAUAAAUUUUACCAUGAUCCAAGAAUAGAUACAUUGAAAAUUUGCAGUUUGUAAAAGUUUAUCUUAAGGGUGCUUUAUGGUCUAGACCUGAUCUUUGAAUCAGGUAUUUCUCAUUCUAAAUGUUUUAUUGUUUUAAAUUUAUCCCAUCCCUGUUGUGGAAGCACAUCUUUGUUGUCUUUUUUGACUCAUUCUAUUUAGAUAUUUUGAUAUUUGAUGCGUCUUUUCUGUUAUAUCAUUUGAAGAGACACGAGGAAGGUGUCUUUGAUUCAUUGCAGUUUGCUUUGUCCACUUGUGCCUCUUUCAACAGAGUGCAUGAUUGUCUUUAUGCACCCUAGGGAAAUAACUGCUCUUUGAUGUUGAUGGAAAGACAACUGGGGCAUGUUUUUGUCUUCUUAUGUUCAAACUCUUUUUGAAGCUAAAAAGACUUUUUUUUUCAAGACUGAUUUAUUCUCAUUGUAAAAUGUGUGUAUUGUUUCUUAUUUCGAGGCGUUUGAUAUUCAUUUUAAGGUAUUGAUUUAAAAUGACAGUUAAAGUAAUCAGCAUUUAAUUAUCAAGCAUAGGCCUUAGAACCUUAAGUUAAAUGUUGUAUUUUUAUUUAUUCAAAUAUAAGAGACAGGCAUUCCAUAGCUCCUUUCAGAUAUUUAAGCCUGCACCACAGGCAUGUCAUAAGUUAAAAAAAAAAAUACAACUGCCCAACAUUCCCAUGCCAUCGCCUGUCAUAUUAAUUGUAGUAGUAGAAAGAUUAUGUGAAGCUAAAUUGAGCUGUUUAACAGUUGGAUGUGAGUGAAGCUAUGUUCAGUGAAAGAUGCAUACCCACCUUAAAUUUGUAAACUGCUGUUAGCACAUUUAACACCUAGUGUUAUGUUGAUCUCCCUGCUUUAUUUGCUGUUUACUGUUGCAAGAUAGAAUAACAGUUGUUGGUAGCUGCUUAUCAGAAAUAAAAUUGUGGGCUUUUUUAAGCAUACAUAUACAGGUAGGACCACCAACCUUUUUUUUACAAAUUAACUUGAACCUGUUUUAUAGCCAUGUCUUAUGCAGCUUGUGUGUACUAUGUGACAGUUGAACAUGCUUUAAAAAGCUGAAUUUUGGUAGUUGGAAAGAAACAUAUCACAGUUAAUAAAGUGUUUGCAACACAGUUGCCUCUCAAAUUGAAAGUACAUUGUCUGAAGAGUUCUUUAUUCAAUAUCUUAAGUCUUGUUACAUUUAUCAAGCAUAGAGGAGAGAUUGUGAUUAUUCUUAAUUAUGAAAUUUGACGCUUCUCGAAGAUGCUAUGACAGCUACCUUUUUUUUUCUUUUCCUUUUGAAUGCUGGUUUUCCCAAGCUGUUUUUUCAGCUAGUUUCGCACACUGCUGGGUGAUACACUCGAAUUCUGAGUUUGGCUACUGAAAUUCAACGAUGACUCGGAUUGUACUGACAUGUCAAACAGCAAAACUAAAACCACAGGAAUAAAGGACUGUUGAUACACUCCCAUUUUGGCCAUCUUCCCAAAACCCUGCAAGGUUCCUCUGAGUGGUAUGGUAAAGAAAAACUGGUUGUCUGUGAGACUAGAAAAGAUUACUGUAAAAAGCUUUACUCUGUGAAAUUUGCCAAUGCACCCACUUCCAGAGUUCCAAUUUCUUGAUUUUGGGGGAAACAAUAUCUGUAAAGUUUUGAAAAUCUAUACAAUUCUAUUGCCUUUGGAGAGAAGGGUUUGGAGACCUUUUAUAUGUAAACUAAAUUGCUCUCAAGAACAUUGCAUUUUGUAUAACUGCAUACAAACAGUAUGUGAACAGUUGCAUGUAGAUCAAUUAAAAAAUUUCUUUAAUUAUUUUGCGUUUUUCGAACAAUAAAGGUCUUUGACAUGUU
Messenger RNA from Pomacea canaliculata, 4750 nucleotides. RefSeq names its product acyl-CoA desaturase-like. The coding region runs from base 178 to 1149 and encodes 323 amino acids. Lineage: Eukaryota; Metazoa; Mollusca; Gastropoda; Architaenioglossa; Ampullariidae. The record is from RefSeq and is a predicted model, not a curated record. Gene Ontology annotation, cellular component: endoplasmic reticulum membrane. The transcript is spliced from 5 exons. Gene Ontology annotation, biological process: unsaturated fatty acid biosynthetic process. Gene Ontology annotation, molecular function: stearoyl-CoA 9-desaturase activity; iron ion binding.